UUCACUGGUUUGUACAACAGGAUAAUCAGUGUAUGUUGUCCUCAGUAGUGGUGGAAGAGGAGGAGGUGCUUUCCCACAUCACAGGAAAAUGGAUGAGUCCUUUUGCCCUCAGAGCAGCUUUGAAAAGAGCUGGAGUGAACAUUUUCCCAGCAGAGUACUCUCCCAAGUAUGUCCCUGUGCCCAGGAAGGCUGCCCUGGCAGAAGUGAAGGCCUAUGAGCAGAUGGCUCUGCUUGCAGCUGCUUUUGCUUUUGCUCACAGCAAGUGGAAUGGAGAAGCAGGGCCAGAGCGAAUCGUGUUCAAGGCAAGUGAACAUCUUACAGUGGGUUCUGCCAAAGACAACGACUGGUCUCUUUAUAUGUUCAAUGGUGAGAAAGUACAAAACCUCAAGCUCACUGAAACCAGUGAAGCUUUUACAGAAGAGCUGGAAGAAGAGUCUGAAUUUCACUCCACACUCUACCAUAUGCUCAAGGCUUCUGCCAGCAAUGAAGCCAUGGAUAAAGUGGAAAGAGCUGGCUUCCUGUUUAUUGAUUCUGUGUAUCAGCUGCUCCUUGCUACCAGAGUUUUAGCAUACUCUUAGAUACGGCAAGCUUUCCUUCAAAACUUUAUUAUCAAAAGCUUUCAAAAAAGUUACAUUUCAAGUCUUAAAUCCUUUUCUGUUCAAAUCACUGAAACAGGUUCUAAAAUGCAAACAUUUUAUCUUUGUUCAAGCAAAAUAAAUUCUUUAUUCUCUUGUGGCUAGACCACCUAGACGUGUUUAUUGUUAACAAUGUUAAAAAUUGCUGUUCUAUUGUAAACUCUACAGAACUGAGACCCUUUUAGCUACUUUUAAAGAUAACUUCUGCCAGAAUGGCGAAAAAAACACCUUUUUUAAAAAAAAAAUUCAAUUCAUGCUUUAAAAUAAAAAAAUAAAUCUCCUCCCCAAAAAUACCCCCAACCCAACAAAAGAAACCCAGACACGUAACCUUAAAUCAAGGGCAGCCUCAGCUCCUGUCCGGCAGAGCGUGGCAGCGCAGCUCCGGCAGCAGAGCCGGGGUUAUACCGGGGGAGGGCCGUUGUGUUGCAGUCCUGUGUAGGGCCACAGCAGCUGCUGCACCAGUGUCCAGGAGUCCCCAGUGCCCACAGGGGCUGCAUCUGCUGGCCUCUGCAGGGACAGCCCCAUCAGGAAGCUCGUGAGAGCAGCCAGCAGGACCAGCAUGGACACGGACACCCAGAAGGUUUUGUUAGCGUUGCUGAAGGAAGCCUUGAAGUGGGAUGCCCAGGCUGACAGCAAAUUGUACCUGGGCAGGACAGGAAAGCCCUUCAGUGUUUCUUCAAAACAUGAAACUCUCCCCACCCCACCCCCAAAAGCCCUACAGCAAACUAGAUCCUACAAACAUCGAAAGUGACAGGUUGUUACUGUUUUGGGAGCUGUGCAGGGGGAACUUUGGUUCUGGGUUUAAAACACAGUCAAGGAAGCAAAUUCUUGAUAAGCUGACCCCUGUCAGCAGUCCACCCGUGCUCCUCACACUGGGUUCCCAGAGAGCAUUUCCCGGUCACUGCCCGCAAUGGUUGAAGGAGAAAAGAUCCCAGGGAAGCCAUAAAGUCUCCACUUGCUCCUUUUUUCCUGACAAGUACCCUGGAGUGAGUGCAGCGAUCCCUGAGGAUGGAGAAAGGUUUUGGAUGAGCCCAUUUUCCAGAAUGAUCCUUGUUUGAAGGUUUGUCCAGUAUUUGGUGUUUUUGUCAAUUUCAUGUGUGUUUUUCUUUGUAAUGGAUGUUUGAGUUCUAGGACACUAACCUUAAAAUUAAAAAGGCAGUUCCUAGUGUAUGGCAUUAUUUUUUAUUAUAUUUUCUUAAAUUUUGUUUUGUGGAAAAAAUUAAUUUUCUUUUCAUGCUUUGUACUUCAAGAUAGACAGAAGCUCUCUUGACCCUCCCACACCAAGCAUUUCAAGUGUAGUUAGUUUGAUUAAUUGUUGUGUGAAGAAUAAUACUUAAAUCUGUUGUUGCUUCUAUUGGUACACUUAAAAUUUGGUGCUCCUGUGUACCUGGGGCUUUUGCCAUGCUUGUGGAGAUGUAAAAUAAGGACUUGGAUCGCUCUGGACACAUUAUGGGAAAUGUGUGUUAGGAGAAACCCCCUGUGAAUAAACUGCUGUUCUGUUGUAGA
Messenger RNA from Cyanistes caeruleus (blue tit), 2141 nucleotides. The record is from RefSeq and is a predicted model, not a curated record. Lineage: Eukaryota; Metazoa; Chordata; Aves; Passeriformes; Paridae.